This is a messenger RNA of Oncorhynchus keta (chum salmon), 915 nucleotides long. RefSeq names its product protein rtoA-like. The transcript has a single exon. NCBI's taxonomy places the organism in Eukaryota, Metazoa, Chordata, Actinopteri, Salmoniformes, Salmonidae. The record is from RefSeq and is a predicted model, not a curated record. The coding region runs from base 1 to 915 and encodes 304 amino acids.
AUGUUCUCAAUGAACACAGGUACUGAAACCACGGGCUCUAUUGUGAACACAGGUACUGAAACCACGGGCUCUAUUGUGAACACAGGUACUGAAACCAUGGGCUCUAUUGUGAACACAGGUACUGAAACCAUGGGCUCUAUUGUGAACACAGGUACUGAAACCACGGGCUCUAUUGUGAACACAGGUACUGAAACCAUGGGCUCUAUUGUGAACACAGGUACUGAAACCACGGGCUCUAUUGUGAACACAGGUACUGAAACCACGGGCUCUAUAAUGAACACAGGUACUGAAACCAUGGGCUCUAUAACGAACACAGGUACUGAAACCACGGGCUCUAUAACGAACACAGGUACUGAAACCAUGGGCUCUAUAAUGAACACAGGUACUGAAACCACGGGCUCUAUUGUGAACACAGGUACUGAAACCAUGGGCUCUAUAACGAACACAGGUACUGAAACCAUGGGCUCUAUAACGAACACAGGUACUGAAACCACGGGCUCUAUAAUGAACACAGGUACUGAAACCAUGGGCUCUAUAACGAACACAGGUACUGAAACCAUGGGCUCUAUAACGAACACAGGUACUGAAACCACGGGCUCUAUAAUGAACACAGGUACUGAAACCAUGGGCUCUAUAACGAACACAGGUACUGAAACCAUGGGCUCUAUAAUGAACACAGGUACUGAAACCACGGGCUCUAUUGUGAACACAGGUACUGAAACCACGGGCUCUAUUGUGAACACAGGUACUGAAACCAUGGGCUCUAUUGUGAACACAGGUACUGAAACCAUGGGCUCUAUUGUGAACACAGGUACUGAAACCAUGGGCUCUAUAAUGAACACAGGUACUGAAACCAUGGGCUCUAUAACGAACACAGGUACUGAAACCACGGGCUCUAUAACGAACACAGGCUGA